This is a messenger RNA of Chrysoperla carnea, 1751 nucleotides long. Its product is annotated as heme transporter hrg1-A-like. Bases 31 to 483 code for a protein of 150 amino acids. Gene Ontology annotation, molecular function: heme transmembrane transporter activity; heme binding. The transcript is spliced from 3 exons. Gene Ontology annotation, cellular component: plasma membrane; lysosomal membrane. The record is from RefSeq and is a predicted model, not a curated record. Gene Ontology annotation, biological process: heme transport. NCBI's taxonomy places the organism in Eukaryota, Metazoa, Arthropoda, Insecta, Neuroptera, Chrysopidae.
UUCAUUUAAUUAAAUAAUUUUUAAUUCAAAAUGGAUAAUGAUCAAACAACACGCAAUAAACGAAUUGAUUGUCCAACAUUUUUUAGUGCUCUUGGUAUAACAUUAGGUUUUUCGGCAUUUGUGACGUUUUUUAUUUUAGAAAAUUAUGAUGCAGCAAUUUGGGCAUUUGCAUCGUUUGUGGUCGCAUCGAUAUGCUUCUAUUUAAAUUAUUUGGAUAUGAAAAAACGCAUUCCAGAAAAGUAUGAUAUCAAUGAUGUACAGGAUAUGCAAGGAUUGGGGAUUGUAUUUGCUGUAGUUGGAUUGUCUGGUAGUCUGUGGUAUACUUUCAAAUUCUUUUAUUAUCAUAUACCUGUAAUGCCAAUUGAUCACAGUGUUGCCAUUGCCAUGGUCUGGGCUUUCAUGACAAUGAAAUGGGGUUUACAGUUAACAUACUACACGCAUGUUUAUAAGAAACAAUUGCGUAACAGCAGAUUAUUACCAUAAACAGAGCAGAAAAUAACGAAACACAAAGGGUCCAUUGUUUGUUUUAAUUCUACUAUCGAAAUGUUAUUUAUAUAAAAUACGAAACUUCAGAGUCUUGUUGACCCUUUAUUUGUGCUGAUCAUCGAUGCUCACGCUUUAUAAGAAACAAAAUGUCUUUCAAGACGAAAUUUUCAGAUUCAGCUUUUUGACAAAAACCAUAUUUUAUACCAAAAAACAAGAAAUAGUAUACAGACAGAUCUCUUUUACUGUCAAAAUGUCUUUCAUGACAAUUUCAGCUUUAUAACAAAACAAAACCAUAUUUUAUACCAAAAAGAAAUAGCAUAGAGACCCUCAUUUUACUUUCACAAAAAGUCAAAAUCUUUAUUUUUGUAUGGUAGCUGAAUUUUUUGACAAUUUUUUUUUACAAAAUUUAGUUUUAAAUAAGCGUUGAUAAGUGAUAUUUUUCAUAAAAAUUCAGGUCUAAUUUUUCUUAGUGUAAAUUAUGAACUUAUAAACAGGAACAUUUUAUAUUAAAGAUAGUAUAUGUAUUUAUUAGUGAUGUGACGAAUAUUCGCCAUAUUUUUUAACAUUCGCAAGAAAUUUAUGCGGAUGUUUUGGACUAUAGAUAAAGAAUAUAUAACAAUUUGCGAGCGCUUCAUUUGAAAAAAUUGGCAUUCGCGAAUAUUGGAAAUAAACAUUCGCCUUUGCAUUUGCCAACGUACAAAAUACAACAUUCCUCCCAUCACUAAUAUUUAUAGAGAGUGAAUCAUUUCCAUCGAUAACGGAAAAAUCUUGUAGCUUCUAUCCAAUCGCAGUAACAAACACAAGUUGACUUUUUGAUGACCCUGAAGGUCAAGAUCAAAUUCAAGGUGUCUAAAAGAUGUCCGCCCUUUGUUUUCGACAUUUUUCUUUUUUUUUUAGCCACACUACGAGAUUUUUCCACUUAUUAUCGAUUUAAAUCGUUCUAUUUUGAAUAACACAUGAAUCUAUCCUGUUUAUAAGACCGUGAUAAUUGAAUGUACAAGGUGAUUGAUUAAUUCUAAUAAUAGUUCCUUCAAUAAUCCAAAUAUUUACGUUAUAUCAGAGAAUUUAUACAAAGCAAACAAAUUGACGUUAAGAUUAAAAAUAAUUCUAUAGCGUUAAGUACAAAGUUUUACCCAUGGAGACUACACGAGGAGAUCGAACACAAACAGAAUUCAGCGUCACUAUUUGUUUCUCAUUUGUUUACAUAGAGUUCGAUCUCCUUUAAAUUUCGAUUUUUGCCACAAUUUCCUAGAUCAGUUUUUUGU